This is a messenger RNA of Cajanus cajan (pigeon pea), 1008 nucleotides long. Its product is annotated as SNARE-like superfamily protein. Lineage: Eukaryota; Viridiplantae; Streptophyta; Magnoliopsida; Fabales; Fabaceae. Gene Ontology annotation, biological process: endoplasmic reticulum to Golgi vesicle-mediated transport. The record is from RefSeq and is a predicted model, not a curated record. Gene Ontology annotation, cellular component: TRAPP complex.
UUUGAUUUGCUCUGAUUCCAAAGUUUGAUGUUUAAAGUAUGGUUUUUUCUGCUUGAAAUUCUGUUUCGAUUAGAUGGGGGGACAUUUUGUUGGGGAUGGAUGCCCUUUACGUGUGAUCUGAGUAUGGAGGAAGUUCUUCAUAGAUCGCUGAUUCUGGAAAAAUUUUUGGAAUGGCAGCAAUUUACAGUCUUUACAUCAUCAACAAGUCUGGUGGAUUGAUAUAUUAUAAGGAUUAUGGGUCUGCUGGACGAAUGGAUACCAAUGACAGCUUGCGUGUGGCAAGUUUAUGGCAUUCAAUGCAUGCUAUCUCUCAGCAGUUAUCACCUGUUUCAGGUUGUUUAGGAAUUGAACUUCUCCAAGCAGAUACAUUUGAUCUUCAUUGCUUUCAAUCGCUGACAGGCACAAAAUUUUUUGUGGUCUGUGAGCCUGGAGCACAACACAUGGAAAAUUUAUUGAAAUUUGUCUAUGAAUUGUACACGGACUAUGUUUUGAAGAAUCCGUUCUAUGAGAUGGAGAUGCCUAUACGCUGUGAGCUCUUUGAUAUCAACCUAACACAGGCAGUACAAAAGGAUCGUGUUGCUUUUUUGGGCCGAUGAAUUUAUAUCUGACAUCACAUUUCUAUUCUGAUCAGCACAUAAUCUAACAUUUGUCAUUCGAUUACACUACUUGUAAGGGAGAGUCUCUUCUACUGCUCCUAGCCUUUUUGAUUUGCUCUUUUGAACAAAUCAAGAUUUACAAUGUCUUAGAAAAACAAGUUUUCCGACAUAAGAUUUAUCAUUUUCCAGGAAUGCUUUUCAUAUGGUAGUAGUUAAAAAUUGCCUGUGUGCUACAUAGAUUACCUUGGCGUAUGGUUUGUUUUGCAGAUGUAAUUUAUUUUUACAUGAUGGUAGAAUUACUCGAGGAAUGGACUAGUGUUCUUGCAUGAUUGGAUUUGGUGUAUCAGCUCAAUAGUCAGGUGCAAUGUUGCAUGUUCCUUAGCUGGUUACAUAUUCCAAUGAGUUUACUGUC